ACAUAAAUCUCGAUUAAAAAGUCGUUAUAGUACAAAAAUAGAUUUCGUCUUCGGUCUUAAAUGAAUGCAGUCUUUUUAUUGAUAUUGACCUAUAACGUUAAUAAAUCCAAGGUUAAGUAGGGACGUUAACCUCUAAAUUCUAGAUGGGAACAAAAUACAUCCAGUACGCGCGCACUUGGCACAACUUCUCGAAACCAAUUAAUUUCUUUUCCACGCAUAAAUCAGUCCAACAUAUUUUACCAAUUUAAUCAAUUUUGCAUACAAAAUAUUGAAACUUUCGUAUUUACCAAUCCCCCGUCGCCAAAAUGUCGGAUCACCGACCAGCAGGUAAGACAGAGUUGGUCCUCAGCCAGCGAUAUUUAUACUGUUCUAAUUUUCGCAGACCCUCUCGAUCGAAGCUUCAAAACUGUUUCCCCCGAAAAUAUCGAAAAAGUCCUCAUCGAUCGAUCGUUUCAUGUUUAUUAUUCGUAAACUGCAUCUUGUCACUCUAUGACAAUUAAGUUACAUUUUAGAAAAGACAUAAACGUAAUGUUUCGUUUUUCGAUCGAUUAAUCGGUGGAUGCGAUUUAUCGGUAUAUGAUCGAUUUGGGCAAGCGAGUCAUGGUGGUCAUCCAUCACGCUCCAUUUCUUGACCAAUUGCUUUCGAUGAUCGGCUAUGGCCAGCUCGGCGCCAAAAAUAAUUGCCAGAGCUCUGCGAUUGCAAGGCAGAAGGCGAAACGAGGGCGUUUCUUCCUCUUCGUCUUCGUGUGUACGUUUCUGCGUCGCUUUCCUGUGAAGCUUUUUAUUUUGAUCGUUCGGCUGGUUUGCGUUCGAGUGCACAUGGAUCGGUGCAACAAUGAGCUCCGGGGAAAGGCAAGCACCGAAAGUCGGGUGUCGGAAGAACAGGGUAGCAGCACGACCUCGCCCUCGGAGGGCAGGCACGCCGACGGGACAUCCGGCUCGUCCGUCCUCGUGAUGGGCAGCACGGACUCGGCGGGCAGCGCCCACAGUGGCGGCCCUUCCUGUGGCCUGGUCAGCUCCCUUUUCCCGAGCAGUUGUCGCGGACGAGCAGAGGCCUUUGCCAGGCGUCUCCAUCGGCGAUUGACGUCCCUCGGCGGCGAGGAUGCUUCCCAGCGGAACGAAGACUCCACGAAACCCAAGGAGACAUCCUGGUUACGUUCAUCCUCGAACGCGAAGACGAUGGUCAACAACGCUUCGUCCAAUCACGUUUUGCAACAUCAGCCUCGUCACAAUCCGAACACGGACCUGUCUUACGACUUCGAUUUGGACUUCGAAGACGGUCUUAGUUCGCCAGCCGAGGAAGCCACGGCGGCGGAAGUGGCGGACGUGUUUGUCAAUCCUGAAGUACUGAAAAAUCAUCAUGACCUGCGUCGAAGUUCACCGAACGGUUCGAAAGCCACGUUUUCCAGCUUGGAUUCAGAGUCUGGUUACGUGUACGCGUCACCUCUAAUGGAAAGGUCUCUGGACAGUGACUCGUCAGAUAUUUUCUUCGAUCCGGAGUCAUCGGACGUGGAGAAACCGAAGAACGAGGUGUUCUUCGACCCCAUAACCACUUCCGACAGCGAAAUGACUACCUCGAAUCUUUCCAACGGCUGCGAGCCGACGAAGAUGAAGAACAUGCACCGCAGAGCGCUGGAAACGAAGGCGGAACGUUUCGAGGACACGUCGGAAUCGAGUUCUUCGAUGCUAAGAAACAGUUUCAGUAACGAGGAAUUACAGAGUAACGAUCUGAUGUGUAAUUCGAAAGACUCGAACGAGAGGAGCUCCUUGGAAACCACCUCGCUCAGCCACGAAUCGCUCUGGAGCACUUUCGACGAAAGCACCAUGUCCCUGCAGGACGAAAGUCCCUCCAGAAUUAGCCCCGGCUUAAACGCCCUUCCGAAUCGACUUCCCAAGUCACAUUCCGAUUCUGAGAUACCUGUCCACGGACCUAGGCUAGUGAUUUCACUCGAAUUGGAUAGGAAUGGUGAGAAAAUCGAGCAGACGGUCGACGAGGUUGAUUUCGUUAACGGGAUCUCAGAGAAUGGGAAGCUGGAGAAUAUCAAGAACGUAAGAAAUCUGGAAGUAAAAGAAGAGUCUCCCGAAUCCUCCGACAACUCGAACGAGGAAGAUCUUCCUUACGACGAAGAGACACCGAAAACGACGGUGCCACAAUCGAACGAUGUCCAUAGUUUGAAAGUGGAAGAAAUUGUUACCAACGAGCCGGAGGAUGGUUCAACGUAUAGCAGUAUGAUCAGCAUUCCUGGUGCUCUCACUUUGGAGUGUCCUACAGGAGAAAGAAUAACGGAAGUAACGAUGAAGAACGAGGUACAAUUACAAAUUGAGAACGGGUCUGUGCUGAACAGCAACGACGAGGACAAAAUGUGUCUGUUGCUAAAGAAGCUGGCUACCGAUUCAACUGUCAAAGAUGACACUCAGGAGCCUACUCAAAAACCUCAGGAGGACGGUAUCGAAGAAGAGGAAGAAGAAGUUAGGCCACAAAAGAUUAGACGGUCCUCGUCCUUGAAAACAGGGAAGACGCCACCAGGAACGCCUGGAAGGAAAAAGAUCGUCAGAUUCGCGGACGUUCUCGGUUUAGACCUCGCCGACGUGCGAACGUUCCUCGACGAGAUUCCGAAGAUCCCUAACUCAGCCUACAGUGAUCUAAUUUACGACGACAUCUUCCAGAAGGAUACCAGUCCGAUAAACAGCAUCCCAAAUACAUGGGAAGAUAGGUACAUAGAAAGCAGACGAGGGUCCGGCUGCGCGGUACCUUCUCGUAAACUGGACAGAACGUUGGUGCCUUUGUUCCAACAACCUGGUGGUUUGCCUAAUUUCCUGGAUCUCGUACGCGAACGCAGAGUCUGUCUGGAGAACGUGCUCGUUCAAGAUCCUAUCUCGCUGUGCAUCCAAGGCACGGUGCGCGUGAUAAAUUUGGACUUCCACAAAUCGGUGCAUAUCAGAUACACGUUGAACUCUUGGAAAAACUUUAGCGAUCUGCAAGCAACCUACGUACCGAACUCGUGCGACGGUUUCAGCGACAAAUUCUCGUUUGUUCUGUAUUGUCACACGCUGUCAGUUGGGCAGAGACUGGAGUUUGCGGUUCGAUUUCAAUGCAAAGGUGAACAGUACUGGGAUAACAAUGCCGGGGCCAAUUACUGCUUCCAAUGUUUGCCAGCGUCCUCUGCUAUCGGUUACAUACCGAUCACAGCACAGGCGAAUCAACAGCAUGACUGGUCGCCGAUGUUCUACUGAUGGACGUGCUGGCCGUUGAUGUUUGCGCGGGUUGCUAUGUGGAGACAGUGAUGUUUCACGGAGGCAAGGAGUCUAAAGUGGAUCCGAAUAAGGCUAACAAGCGACAGACAGAAAGAGAGGGAGAAAGAGAGAGGGAGAGGAAGUCUACGGAUGAAUAAACGUUCCUAAAGUGUACCUACUGUACAUAACUGUUCUAAGGAGCUGUUGAAGGAACGAGAGGUCGGAUCGAAAAGCAGGGAUCGCACUGGCGUCAAUUAUUCUUUCCUGCCAUCUCUCGAGGAGCCUUUAAGUGGACUGGAAGAACUUGACGCACCUGUUAGACUGAUAUUUUUUACACGUUAGUUGUUCCUUGUUUACGCUGAAAUAUACAGGGUGUCCUAAAAAUUACUCUGGGUUCUCCAUGACAAAGCAAAACGGAAAGUCUUAUAUCAGUUUGCGGUCUCUUCCAGACGCAAGUCAAAAUAACUGAUUUUGGAUAGAUGUCUUUCCACACACAGACACUGUCACUCUUACCUCUUUUAAUAAACAUUAAUGUACAUUUCUGAUCGUUGAUUACUUGCGUAUGUGUACAUCUACACAUAUACAUUUGUUAGCUAGGUACACGUGUCUGGUCGUCUAAAAUUUAACAUCUCAGAAGUUAAAAGAUCACAAACUUAUAAAAGAUUUUUCAGUUCGCUUUUUUGGGUUAUGGCCGGUUUUGGAACAUUCUGUAUGUCACAAAUAAACGUCUCGAGUGAGCUGCACACAGCUGGCUGAAGAACAAAAGACAAACCCAGGCGCUUAACCUGAUCUUCGAAAGGAAAAUGGAGUACGGCUUCUGGUAUUUAAAGCGUCUUUGGACUGAUUGAGGAGAAUCAUUCGGGGAAGAGCAUGGAGAGUAUUUUCACGUUCCUAGAAAGUACCUAAUUAUACAGACUUCACAACUGAGCCUAAUACGUCUGGUAAGACUUAUUAAUGGUACAAGAAAUCUUGAGAUGGUCGACAGCGAACGACUCUGUCAUUCUGACAGUGUUACGAUUAUGAAAUAUAUAGGAGAAAUUGUUCGAUGGAAUGAAACGUCUUAAGAAAGUUAUGAUACUGCUUUUCGAGAGUGCACAAUUGAAGGCUCCGUUUAUCUCUUUGUUUUGUUAAUUUUAACGAUAUCUUACUUCUAAUUUUAACAAUAUCUUGUACAAAUACUCCUGAAGUAACUCAAUAAGGUUGAAACGACUAGUAAAGUUGAAGCGAUAUCUUUGUUCAUCGAAAACAUAUCCGUUCAGCAAACUCUGCAACGACCAAUCUAAUCUUCGUCAAAGUUUUAUCUCUUUUUUUAUAGCAUGUUUUCAUCCUAGUAGAAAAUAGACUUGGUUUCAAAGUUUCUUCUUCGAUCAAACUGUUCGAUUUGUGCCAAUUUGAUCCAGUGCCAUUACAAUUCACAAAAUCGCUUCGAAACACACAUAUAUGCGUACAGUUUUUUUUUAAUUGUGAUAAUUUAUAAAUGUGGGAUAUCGUACUGCCUUUUGGCGUGUUUUAUUUUCUUAUUGUGUUAUUUGUAAAAUUUUAAUUUCUUACCGAAGAUUUGCUACAAAUCACGGGAAUAAGGCCUGAUUACUCGCAAACGUCGUUACUGCGUGUAACGAUGAUUGCGACUUAUUCUAUACAAAUAUACUCGAUGUACAAAAAUGGGGCGCCAAAAAUGCGACGAAAGAGUAAUAUAAUCAGACAUUUAUGUACAUAGAAUUUACGUUUUAUUUUUAUUUCAAUGUUGACUAGCUUUAUAAGAUAAUUCGAUUCAAAGAUUUAUUUUUCGUUGAAAUCGUGCGCGCCCAAAAACACGAGCGUACAUUUUUUAAAUAAUUUAAUUAGGAGAAUCAUGUUUCGUUCAUUUUUGCGAAGCCCCAUCAACGACCAGAAUGAAUAACGAACUAAAGUGUGCGAGAAAGAAUAAUAUAUCAUCGUCAACGUAACUCGACGUAGACAUUUUUACUGUCUCGAGUUCAGCGUGUAUAGACUGAUUGCGAGUCAAAAUGAAAAAACAGCUUCGUGCGAGAUCACCUUCUAUAGAAACUGCAAUUAUCGAAUUAAUCGAGUUGCUACGUGACGUUUGUAACCCUUAGCUGUUAGUUUUAGGUGUCCAAAGUCGAACGUCAGACCACGUUAACGACGAAC
Molecule: messenger RNA, 5382 nt
Organism: Megachile rotundata (alfalfa leafcutting bee)
Lineage: Eukaryota; Metazoa; Arthropoda; Insecta; Hymenoptera; Megachilidae
Gene: Gbs-76A
Product: Glycogen binding subunit 76A
Biological process (GO): regulation of glycogen biosynthetic process
Cellular component (GO): protein phosphatase type 1 complex
Molecular function (GO): glycogen binding; protein phosphatase 1 binding
Source: RefSeq, a predicted model, not a curated record